Messenger RNA from Lytechinus variegatus (green sea urchin), 3610 nucleotides. RefSeq names its product oocyte zinc finger protein XlCOF6-like. Gene Ontology annotation, molecular function: DNA-binding transcription factor activity, RNA polymerase II-specific; RNA polymerase II transcription regulatory region sequence-specific DNA binding. The coding region runs from base 110 to 1873 and encodes 587 amino acids. Gene Ontology annotation, biological process: regulation of transcription by RNA polymerase II. NCBI's taxonomy places the organism in Eukaryota, Metazoa, Echinodermata, Echinoidea, Temnopleuroida, Toxopneustidae. The record is from RefSeq and is a predicted model, not a curated record. The transcript has 2 exons. Gene Ontology annotation, cellular component: nucleus.
AUCGUCGUUGCCAUUUUGUAGCCAUUUUGGAAAAUUGCUUCCGUGCGGUUUCUACAUUUCAUGCUGAGUAUCUCACGAUUUCUCUAAAUUCUUCCAGUGGUCAUUUGUUAUGGAGAGUGAAAAGGAGGAGAGAAGUCAAGAAGAAGAUGAUGUCAUGCAAGUAGAGCAUGUAUCCCAAUCAGGAGAGGCCACCAUAGAUGUAUCUGAGAUCAGCAACAUGGACAUGACCCAACGUGCUGCUUCCGAUACUGGAACUGAUGUUGAUGUUGAGGAUUUGACUGCUGAUGAUACCGCUGCUACAUCGAACUGUGAAUUAAAUGAAGCUGCAUCCAGUAAAGCGGUGGAUGAAGAGACAGAUCCUGAUACCUCUGGAAAUACAGAUACAACCAAGAAUGCAGAGAUUGAGAGAGAGACAUCUGGCAUAGAUGAUGCUGUCAGUGAUCUCUUUGAUGAAGAAACAGAAUCUGUGCUAAAAACCAUCAAGAUCUUUGAAUUCUGUGGAGAAGACUUGGUGCAAAAGGAUCAUAUUGAAUUCCACGGACUUGGAGCUGGGGCUUCUGAUGAGGAUGAAGAGCUAGGUUCUGGCAUUGAGAGUGAUGCAACAGAUGACUUUGAUGCAGACAAUCCUUUUCGCUGUCGUUUCUGCAAAAAGACUUUUGGUUACAAGAGUAAUUUGGUCCGCCACGAAAAGACUCAUUCAGGGAGUAAACCAUUUAUCUGUGUGCACUGCGGUAAGGCCUUUGCCUUGCAGUCAUACCUUCAACAGCAUGAGCGUGUUCAUCGUAGUAAUAGGGAAAAACCAUUUAUUUGUUACCAAUGUGGCAAAUGCUACAGCGAUAAAUGGAUGCUAAAAAAGCAUGAGCAGUCACAUGGGGAUCAUCCUGAUGAUGGGCCUAAUGCCUAUAAAUGCCAGUAUUGUGAUCGUACCUUUGAUCGCAUUCGGAAUGUUAGGCGACAUGAGAGGACCCACACUGACACACAGGACACUACUGCCUAUCAGUGCCCGGUGUGCCACAAAUUUUUCACAUCAUUUAGUAACUUUAAGCGUCAUCAGACCACCCAUACAGAAGAGAAACCCUACAGAUGCAUGCACUGUAACAAAUCAUUUGCCUUGCUUCACUAUUUGAAGCAGCACUUCAAGACUCAUGUUGACGAUAAAGAUAAGCCCAGGCACAUGUGCUCUUAUUGUGGGAAGGUAUUCAGUGAGAAUUGGUAUCUGCGAAAACAUGAGUUGACACAUACAGACAACCCAGAAUUCAAAUGCAAGAUCUGCAACAAGGUCUUUUCUUGCAUCAGCAACUAUAAACGUCAUGCUCGAGUUCAUUCUGGGGAGAAACCAUUCGUUUGUCAGUACUGUGGACGUGCUUUCUCUGAGAGUGGAACCCUCCGUCGUCAUGAGCGUACUCACACUGGUAACAAGCCAUUUAUAUGCAAGUACUGUGGACGUAGUUUUACCGUCAGUCAUGCCAUGAAACGUCAUGAGAGUACACACUUUGAAGAAAAACCCUAUCGCUGUACCAUUUGUGACCGUACGUACACUGACAAUAGUGCCCUUGCUCGUCAUGAGCGUACUCAUUUGGAAGAUAAGAAGGAGACUCUUGUUGCCACCGCUACUAUUGAAGAUGCCAAUGACAUAAUGCCCCUCACUCAAGUGGUUCGGAUCGUCCAGAUGUCUACUAGUCAAGAUAUCCAAGAGAUGGCAGUGGGUGCAGCAGGUCAAGAUGGUCAUGUUCAGGUGUCUCAACCAGUUGAAGCUGCUGAAUAUCAGGUUAUUGAGCAGGUCUACCAAGCUUCUAGCAGUGGUCUAGCACCAGUCUCUGUACAAACUGUAUAUGAUUCAGCAGGAUUGACCCAAUAUUUAAAUUCGCAGUGAUUCAACUUAAAAUCAUUUACAGGUACAUGAACAGUUUAGUCUGGACAUUUUUUCAGUAUAUUACCUAUUAAGGCUUAAAAGUACACCAAUGGUAUUUUUCUUCUCUUUGUUCGUUCCUAUCCAUAUGAUAUUACCAUAUAUUUAUGAUAUGAUAAUUUAUAAUUUGAUAUAUUUGAUACGUUCAUGUUCAUGGUUUUGAUUGAGUGAAGCGAGCGAGCCAAAAAUAUCCAUAUUAUAUUAUGGUAUGGAAGAAGUUUUUUUUUUUAAGGCAAAUACUUUUAAUGAACUCCAUGACAAAACGACUACUAGGUUUCCAUGUCCUAGCUGUCAAAUUUUGCACUUGGCUGUUUAUUGUUUACUUACCAAACAUAACUUGUCUUUUUAGAAGCAAGUGAAGAAAAAACAACUUAAACUUUUUUUAUUUUAAUGAUAAAGAUAAUGAUAUUUUUUGUAUAUGUAGUGCAAAUCAAGUUAUCUAAUAUCUCUAACUCUCUAUGGACUUCAAAAAGGACUUUGGAUAUUUUUACAAUGGCUUUUUUUUUAAUAAGGGCAUUUAAAGGAAAGGGAAGGCGGUGCUCACUUUUUGAUGGCAUCCAAAGCCAGUAGAAUAGGGCACCAAUGGUGAAAUGUACUUUCAGAGCUACAAAUUAGAAUGGUUUUAUCCUAUUAGUAGGAUAUUUUAAGGAAGAAAGUGACACUUGUAGGAUUUUCCCCCCGGAAAUUUGAUUUUUUUUUUGUACUUGUGAUAAUUUUUCAUAUGCCUUUAAACAAUUUCAAGAAGAAAAAAAAAGAGAGAAUAGAUCUAUAAUCUAUAUGAUUUUUUUUUUCACAAUUAAAAGUUUGCAAGUCUGUACUUUUCAAUGUGACACAUGCACUGGAUCACUGCAGGCAGGACACCUUGGCAUUAAGUCUACAAAUGUUGUUUUCCUCCUUUCAUUGAAUUUUUUUGGGGGAACUUAAGCAUCUUGAUGUAUACACUUGAAUGUAUAUAGUUUACUGAUACCACUGUGACUUCUUUAGGCUAGAAAAAAUCAUUUUGAGGGGCCAUUUUUAAUAUUGGGUUGAUUUCUCUAUUUUUUCUUGUAGGGGGGGGGUAGUUCUUUUCAUUUCAAGGGCUACAUGUUUCAUUUGAUAAAGUGCAAAAUAAUAAGUACUGGUUGUAGAUAAAGUGGAAAUUAUUCCAUCUGGACAUUAGAAUAAAUAUGGUAUUAUACUAUUAGAUCAAGUAAAGUUUCAACCAAAUGACAAUUCAAUCAAAGUAAAGUGGGUUUAGCUCAUAAUACUACAAGUAUUUGAAAACCCUUGCUAUGAACUAUUGUACAGUCACUUGUAUGUAUUUUAUUAUCUAGAGUGCAAAGUGCAAACAUGUACACUUCUCUGAUAAGUGCCCUCUUAACACUGUAAAACUGAUUGUCACGAAAUUCAUACAGAUGGCAUUGAUGAUUUAUAUGCAAUUAGUCUUUAGAGCCAAUACAUGUAUAUGAUCGACAUAAUGUAAAAGUUUUUAUCAAAUUGAUUAGACGUACAUGUACAUGUAAAUGUCCAAGGCUGUACUUCAUGAAGAGUUUACAUUUACUAUGGUGUUCAACUGCUUUCAAAGGGAAUUUAGCAUGCAAAUAAUUAAGUUUAUUUCAUGGUUUUUGUUUUAAAUAAUGAUUUUUUUGUGAAUUCUGUUUAUAAUAUCAAAUGAUGUGUAAAUACUUGCUGAAGAUUUAGAAUAAAUUACAAUUUGAUCAG